Messenger RNA from Ectocarpus siliculosus, 1893 nucleotides. The record is from the annotation of a GenBank genome assembly. Lineage: Eukaryota; Phaeophyceae; Ectocarpales; Ectocarpaceae.
UUAGGUUAGUUGUGGUGGGCACGGAAGGUGUGCAGAGCUCGCAAGAGAGGGACGGAGAGGCAUGGCGGGACCUUCCCCCUGGGCCGUUCUAUUCUACUUUCCCAACCUCAUAGGGUACGCCCGUAUAAUCGCUGUACUAGCGAGCUACUAUCUCGCCGACACCAACUGGAAAGCCAGCUUUGUGUGCUACGUUCUUGCCUUCGUGGGAGAUGCGGUGGAUGGGGCCGUAGCUAGGUAUUUCAACCAAUCUUCCAAGUUUGGCGCCGUGUUGGACAUGGUUACGGACCGCUGCUCCACGGCGGGCCUUCUGAUGGUCCUGUCGAGGCUGUACGAAGGCGGAACGCCCGCCUUUUUGUUUCUGCUCCUCAUGUUCAUCGACCUGUUCAGCCACUGGAUGCACGUCCAAAGCACCGCCGGGCGACAUCACAAGGCCGCGGACACUCUCGCCGACCGCAACGUCAUCACCCGCCUGUUCUACGGCUGCUACCCGUUCUUCGCCUUCUGCUGCGUCGGCACGGAGCUCUUCUACGUCGCGCUGUACCUGCUGGUCUUCGUCCCGGAGGCGUCGCUUGCGCUAGGGGGCGGCGGGGCGGCAGUAUCCUUGCACGCGGUGUGCUACUACGUGUUCCUGCCGGCGUGCGUUUGCAAGCAGGCGGUCAACGUGGCGCAGCUGUGCGCGGCGUCGUUGUCGCUUGCGUCGGCGGAGUCGGAAGCCGCGGACGGUGUCGCAUCGAAACAGAAGUAACGGUCUUAAGAAGUGGUGUGAUAGAGGUUAUGUUGAUGGUGUUUUAUUUUUCUCGUGCCGUAGUGCUUGUCUUUUGCCUUUUUGCUGGGAAAGGGUGAAGGCAGAGCGAGGUCGUAGAUCGUGAUCGUGCUUGUUGAUGGUUGCUAGCGAGGUUUGUGCCUACCGGUUAGAUCUUUGCAAAAUUAAUAUAUCUCAGUUUUUUCUCGUUCCAUUGUUCGUUGGUUCUUCGUGGCCCCUCCCGCCUGCUUGGGCCGGAAGAAACAAGUGUCGAAAACUCAAGUUGAGGGGCCCCGAGGAAAAUCGAUGUCCCCAAGCCCCCUCCCCCCCCCUCCAGGGAACACGAUACUUGCUUGUAACUAACGGGCGAGCGGGAUGGUAUCGGUGAAAGUUGAUCGGUAUUGCUGCGUAUGUAUGUGUGGGAUUGGGCGGCGGUGCUCCUCGAACUCAGUAGCGCCUUGCUUGGCUAGAGGCCGCGGCACUGGUUGGGUGGCCCCGGUUCCUUUGUGGGAUGAUUUCCGAUGCAGAUUAGGUACGUGUACAAUUGAAUACGGCAUCGAUGAAACAAGCGGCUAAACGAACAGGAGUAGAGAUAUUGCAAACACGGGGCACGUUGGAUACCGGCGAGCAAUUGAUGGGGGAACUGAGAACAAGGGGGGGACGGCUGAGUAUUAGCCGUCGGUAAGCGAGGCCCAAUCGGAAUUAUGCUUUGCUCAAAGAUAGAGGGGUGUCUUCUUUCCCCCACACGGUAGGCGAACUACCCUGUGAGCUUUCAACUGCUGCUGAAGUGGCGUGGUUGUGCCUUUCAAUAAGUAGCGGUGAGAGCUUGUAUUGCUGCGUGGUACUGCCCUUGAAAACGGGCAGCGUCUUGAUGCUCCUGGCCGCUGUAGAUAGUCGCAGGUGUCUCUUUGUUCUGCUCCCCAGAAUGUUUGUUAGGUCACAGCGGUUUGUCGUGCCCCAGUAGGCUGGAUUUUUUCGAGCUUGUGCAAGAGGCUCUGACAAACGGGGUUACCCCGGUAAAUUGUGUGGUUCACGGUAGUCGCAACAGGGAAGCUGAAUGCCUGCGGCGUAUCUUCGAUUGACUCGGUUGUCUUUCCAGGGACGCGGGGUAUUAUUAAGUACGUUGUGUGCGUCUCCUAAAUAAUACAGUC